AGGGGGAGCGGCGGCGCGGAGCCCUGCGCGCACCGCCCGCCCCGUCCCGCUCCGCCUCUGAGGCGCGCCGAGCGCUCGGUGGCCGCGCACCGCCCGGCGAGAAGCGCCUCAGCUGCCGCCAGCCUCGCGCGGAAAAAGGCGAGCGCCUUCCGUCCGCCCGCCCGCCCGCCCACCCGUUGUUGGGGACCCGUCCGCACGCCGAGCCGCCGCCGCACGCACGCCCGCUCGGGGGCCGGAGCCGCUGCCUGCGGACGCCCGGCGGGGCCGCCGGCCAUGCGAGCCCGGCCCGCGGGGGGCGCUCCGUAGAGCGCGGGCGGCCCCGCUCGGCUCGGCUCGGCCGCUGCCAGCCGGCGGCGCGACCCCCGGGCCUGCGCGGAGCGGCGCGGGCAGCCCAGCGCAGCGUCCCCACCGCCGCCACGGGGCUGCGGAGCUGCCGGCGCGGCGAGGCGCGGCGCGGCGAGGAGCGCCCCGGGGACGCGGCCCGCGCGGCACCGCCGGUGCCCGGCGCCGCUGGCCGCCAUGGGGGAACAACCUAUCUUCAGCACCCGAGCUCAUGUCUUCCAGAUUGACCCAAACACUAAGAAGAACUGGGUUCCCACCAGCAAGCAUGCUGUUACUGUGUCCUACUUCUAUGACAGCACAAGAAAUGUCUACAGGAUAAUCAGUUUGGAUGGCUCAAAGGCAAUAAUAAACAGCACUAUCACCCCCAACAUGACAUUUACUAAAACAUCCCAGAAGUUUGGCCAAUGGGCAGACAGCAGAGCAAAUACAGUCUAUGGCUUGGGAUUUUCAUCUGAGCAUCAUCUUUCAAAAUUUGCAGAAAAAUUCCAGGAAUUCAAAGAAGCCGCACGGCUAGCAAAGGAAAAAUCCCAAGAAAAGAUGGAGCUGACAAGUACACCCUCUCAAGAGUCGGCUGGAGGGGAUAUUCAGUCUCCUUUAACGCCAGAAAGCAUUAACGGGACAGAUGACGAGAGAGCUACGCCAGAAGUGACACAGAAUUCAGAACCAAGGGCUGAACCAACCCAGAAUGCAUUGCCAUUUACCCAUAGUUCGACAAUCAGCAAGCAUUGGGAGGCAGAACUGGCCACACUCAAGGGUAAUAAUGCUAAGCUCACAGCAGCCCUGCUGGAGUCCACUGCCAAUGUAAAACAAUGGAAACAACAGCUUGCUGCAUAUCAGGAGGAAGCAGAACGUCUUCAUAAGCGGGUGACUGAGCUAGAGUGUGUGAGCAGUCAAGCCAAUGCAGUCCACACACAUAAAACGGAAUUAAACCAGACAAUACAGGAAUUAGAAUCUACAUUGAAGAAGAAAGAAGAGGAAAUCGAAAGAUUGAAACAAGAAAUUGACAAUGCCAGAGAGCUCCAGGCACAGAGGGAUUCUUUGACCCAGAAGUUACAGGAAGUAGAGAUUCGAAACAAAGACCUGGAAGGCCAGCUGUCUGACCUAGAGCAACGUCUGGAGAAAAGUCAGAAUGAGCAAGAAGCUUUUCGCAAUAACUUGAAGACACUUUUAGAAAUUCUUGAUGGAAAAAUAUUUGAACUAACAGAAUUACGAGAUAACUUGGCCAAGCUAAUAGAAUGCAGCUAAAGAAAAUGGGAUUUCAGUGCCAAUCAGCUUAAAGAUGCACUGUCUCUCUUCAUAGGACUUUGUUGGGCUCUGCAUCAAAGUUGCACAAAAUUAGAAAUGCUCCUCUGAGAGGGUUUGUUUUAAAUUUGAGUCAUAUUUCAAUGUAAAAUUCAGAACUCGGCUUGUAGCUAGCUGAAGAAAAAAAAACAACAAAAAACUUGAAUUACAAAUUACCUCCUUGUACUUUAUUGGCCAUAGAUAACUUGAAUGAUAUUAACAGUAACUGAAUGCAGUCCUUUUCUAAUUAUCGGUAAUGGAACUAUUACCGGUAUCCCAGAUCACAUCCCUUCUUUUGUGAAAGACACAGUAUAGGUUAUCUUCUGUUUCAUUUAUUUGAGAUAUUUAAUUGCUGUGUUUUGUGCAAGAACUUAGUGAUGACAGCCCUGUAUUUUGUUGUUCUUAAUAAUUUCUCAGGAUUCUUUGCGCUGUGGAGAAGCAGUGCCAUUACCAAUUUAUUCUUGCCAGGAGUGAGAGAGAUUUGCAUCUUUAAUUGAAACAAAGUUCCUAAUGGCUUCUGUAAAGUUCUUCCUUCUGGGUAUUUCAGUUGGUUGGUCAGAUGGUUUUUGUUUGUUUGUUUGUUUUUUUAAUCUAUAUAUAUACUGGGAUAUACCGUAUUUCUUUAUGGAGCUUACUCUGGUGUUCUACAGUAUUGUCCACUGUAAGGUUUACAUUAUCAUAUGAAUUCCAUGUAAUUACAGCGAGAUACUAUCUUCCACUAAACCUGUAUGUUGAAGCCAACCAAUGAUGGCAGGUGAGUCCCCGAAGAAAAAAAAGAAAAAAAAGAAAAAAAAAAGAAAAAAGAAAAAAAAAAAAAGAAAAAAGAAAAUGAGAAUUUUAAAUGUAAGAUUUGACAUGCACAGAUAACGAGAAAUAGCUAGUCAUUUGUUGUCUGGCCUUGCUACGUAUAUCAAAUACCUAUGUUGAAUUAACUGUUAGCCUGUUCUGCAGGAAACUUUUUCAGAAUGUCACAGGAAUUUCAGAUUUUGUGAAUAAUGGCUUAUGGGGAGCAAUAUUUAUUAUAGACUGCAUUAAGGGCAAGAGCUUUUGCAAGGGACUGCUUGGACACUGAACUCGUCCAGCCAAGAAAGCUGUUUCUAAAAGUCUUGCUGUCAUAACAAAUUGAAAUGGAGACGUGUUUACUCUUUUUUGGGUCUUCAUAUCACAUCCUUAUUGAAACAACACCAGGCAAUAUUCACAGCUGUUAACAAAAAGCUUAAAAACAGGAAAUAAUUGAAUCCAGCUACCCUCAAUGAGCAGGUUUUAAAGUUGUUUUGAGGAAAUUUUAACAGACUUUUGGCAACCACAUAUUUCUUUAUAUAACAGAAUUACUUAAAAAAAAAAAACAAAAAACAACCAACAAAAACCAACUCUGAAAGGUAAGCCAAGUGUCACGUGUCUUGCAUCAAAGUACAUUCUUGCCAUAAGUUAAUUGCUUGUAAUUUCAAAGAGGGCUUUUUUAAAAUGUAUGAAUGAGUGUCAGACUUCAGAGUUGAAAGAUGCACUGUUUGCUCCCCAAGUUUAUUUGAAUGUUGAACAUGAAAUCUAGCUGCUUAUAAAUUUGUACCACAUACUUUCUCCACUUAGAGACUGCUACUGAAAACUAGAAAGGAUAAGUUUGUUUUUGUGUGUACUGUAUGUAUAUACCAUAUAAUACACACAGGUUCUCGUUUAUAUUAGAAAUACAUGCUUUAUUUCUAAAAUACUGUUCUUUUCUCUUUACCAGUGAUUUAUCAGGUGUCCCCUGGCUAGUCAGGAAAGUGGUUUAGGUCAAACGCUAAACCAUCAUGUAUUAUACUGUAUGUAAUGUACACAAUGUUUAAGUUUUAUCCAUAUUUUUAGGGUAUUUUCUCACCUAUUUUAUUUAUUGAUGGGGUGGAGGAGCUUGAUUCAGUGUGCUACUGGUUGAAAACUUUGUGAUGAGCUACAUGUUUUUCUUUCAGUGAUUUUAGGCAGUGAUGUGUACAUCUUCAUCAGGUCCACGUGAGCAAAUAUCACAAGAUUUCAAUUUAACUGGGGAUGUUUGGGCCCGAUUUUCCUGUCACUUGUGCUGCUGUAAACCAGAUGCGUCCCUGAUGUGGUGUCAGCGAUGUUUAGCUGGCAUAACAUUGGAGGAAAUGCAAGGAGAAUCUGGCCCGUUAAUUAUUGCUCAGUGGACAUAAUAAGGAUGAAGAAAGAAUAAAAACAUUAGAAACUUGAUGAUGGAAUAAAUGUAAUAUUAUUUUUAAUGAUAUUAUUAUUGACAUUUUUAAAGAUAUGAUGUCAUUUACAUGUGGGAAAAUAGUGGACAGAAAUACUUCCACUUAAAUUUUGUGAAUAUGUGUGGUACAUGAGUAUUUCUAUGUAUACGUACACACACAUAUGUAUAUAAAGAACAUGAAAAAAUUUAGAUGUGCACAUUUUUAAUAUUUUCCUAUUGAAAUUAAAUUUUAAAUUGGAAAUUGAUAUUUGAGAAUUUCUUUUCUCAUUCAGUAGAUAUGCUUCAUUUCAUUUUUUACAAUUACUGAGGGCUGCACCUUUGAAUUCCCAAACAGUUGUCAAACAUGAGUAUGGGAUAAGGUGGACUUACGUGCACAUAUAAAUAAAAUCCGAAUGCUACGAGUAUUUUUAAUGUUGAUUUACAAUAGGUGGGUGUUUAGAAUUUGAAACCUGAGGUUCAUUCAUAGGUGGUUAUGCCUACUGUAGCCUCUCCAGCUCUGUUUUAAGGUAAUAGUUCGCCUCUUUGAAACGUGACUUUUCCCAGGGACGGGUAUUACGGAUUGUAUCUGUCUUUGAUGAAACUAUGGGAAUGUGUGCACCUGGAAACACUGCUGAGUACUACAGGUUGAAAAACGAAUGUGUUCUUGUACAGGAGAGGCAAGCAGCCACAUUGCAUAAACUUUGUUAAAUGGCAACUUAUAAAACAAAACAAAACAAAACAAAAAAGAGCAACAAGAAUUGCAGUGAAAAAAAAAACCAAACUGACAAACAUCCAACAAAAACUGAAGAAAAAUCAGAAAUACAGUUUUUAUUUUGAAAUACACUUGCUGUUCUCUGGAGAAUGUACUUUUACUCUUUAUUUUCUUCCUUCUAUCUUUUCAAGUAUGUGCAAGUGAUAGCAGCAGCUACCUUAAUCUUUCAGGUGCUACUGGAUUUUGCAUUAGCGUGUUAUGUUGUGAAAUCCUGACUCUGACAUAAAAGAUUUUUGUAAGUAUAUUCCCGUCCAGAUAGUUGGUUUUUGGAGUGUCUUGUUCAUAAUCCAUAUGCCUCGAUGAUCCAGAAAUUGCAUUUUUCUAUGUGCACAAAGUAAAAUGUGUGAAUUAAUGUCUGUUACAGACUGGGGAUUCCUUUUCCUGGCUAACGUACCAGGAAAGAGGCAAACAAAAUGAACUGAUAAUGCAGAAAUAUUGUUAUAAAGUCUCUACGAAAAUACAUUUUCAGGUAAAAUAUAAUAAAGGGCUAAAACAGAUGUAACACAAAUAAGUAUCGUUUAAUGCUAUUGGUGGCAUUCUGAGGGUAAUUCCUUCACCAAGAACCCUGCAGGAAUGAGCAAUGCGUCAAUUAAAAUGAAUGCUUUGGGA
Messenger RNA from Gallus gallus (chicken), 5183 nucleotides. It is a transcript of the gene HOMER1, whose product is annotated as homer scaffolding protein 1. NCBI's taxonomy places the organism in Eukaryota, Metazoa, Chordata, Aves, Galliformes, Phasianidae. The transcript has 9 exons. Gene Ontology annotation, molecular function: G protein-coupled glutamate receptor binding. Gene Ontology annotation, biological process: G protein-coupled glutamate receptor signaling pathway; regulation of store-operated calcium entry. The coding region runs from base 520 to 1587 and encodes 355 amino acids. The record is from RefSeq and is a predicted model, not a curated record. Gene Ontology annotation, cellular component: cytoplasm; plasma membrane; postsynaptic density.